Molecule: messenger RNA, 834 nt
Organism: Arabidopsis arenosa
Lineage: Eukaryota; Viridiplantae; Streptophyta; Magnoliopsida; Brassicales; Brassicaceae
Source: the annotation of a GenBank genome assembly
UUGUCAUUAUUAUCUUUUUUCGAGAUCGAAGCUCAAAUUUGAAUUCGGAGAAGCUAGAGAGUUUUCUGAGAUGGCUCGUACUAAGCAAACAGCUCGUAAAUCUACUGGAGGAAAGGCUCCUAGGAAGCAGCUUGCUACAAAGGCUGCACGUAAGUCUGCACCAACCACUGGAGGAGUCAAGAAGCCCCAUCGUUACAGACCUGGAACUGUUGCACUUCGUGAAAUCCGUAAGUACCAGAAGAGUACUGAGUUGCUUAUCAGGAAGCUCCCAUUCCAGAGGCUUGUUCGUGAGAUAGCCCAGGAUUUCAAGACUGACCUGCGUUUCCAGAGCCAUGCGGUGCUUGCACUCCAGGAGGCUGCUGAAGCGUACCUUGUGGGUCUCUUUGAGGACACUAACCUUUGUGCCAUUCAUGCCAAGCGUGUCACCAUAAUGCCGAAAGACAUUCAACUCGCUCGCAGGAUCAGAGGAGAACGUGCUUAAGUGUGAUGGGGAAGCUGGUUGUUGGAUUAUGUGAAUGUGGUUUUUUUUCUAAAUAGAUAGUUGGGAUUAGAUAAUGGCUUAAAAAGCUUUUGGUUGUAGGAGACUUGAAAACAAUGGUGGUUGGUUUUUUUCUCUAUUUCUUGUCUAGUCGGUUUAUGAUUUGUGUGUGUUCUUCUUAGCUACGUUUUGCGGUGUGUAUUGCUUUCUUGUUUGGCAAUAUCAAACACCUUUUGUUGUUGAAUUUCAUCUCUGAAACAUAUUAGUAUGUCAAAGUUUCUGACUUUUGUUUCAUCUGAUUCUGUUCAAUUUAAUAUGUUUGAUUUUGUUGUUAAAAAUUAAGCUUUGCGUUUCUG